AUGGCGACACAUACAAAGGUCCUCUUGGAGUGUUUGGAGGAUUUAAAAUCUGAGGAGUUCAAAACAUUCAAGUGGCACCUGUGUCAGCAAGAGAUCCUGGAACCCUUUAAAGCAAUCUCAAAGAGUCGACUGGAGAAUGCAGACAUAACAGACACAGCGGAUCAAAUGGUGAACAACUACUGUGCAAACACUGUAGAAGUGACCAAAAUCAUUUUCGGGAUGAUGCAAAAGAAUGAUCUUGUGGAACGUUUGUCAUCAUUACCCAACUCUGAAACUACAGUCUCCAGUGAUGUUCCACCUCCAUCUCCACCCCCGCCCUCCAGAAGGGUUCAGCCUACGUCUCAGACCCAUAGAGUGGUCUCGCCUCCACUCCUGUCCUCCAGAGGGGAUCGGCCUUCGUUUCUGGCCUCCAGGAAGGUCUUAACAGGACAAAAGAUGGCGACACUUACAAAGGUCCUCUUGGAGUGUUUGGAGGAUUUAAAAUCUGAGGAGUUCAAAACAUUCAAGUGGCACCUGUGUCAGCAAGAGGUCCUGGAACCCUUUAAAGCAAUCUCAAAGAGUCGACUGGAGAAUGCAGACAUAACAGACACAGCGGAUCAAAUGGUGAACAACUACUGUGCAAACACUGUAGAAGUGACCAAAAUCAUUUUCGGGAUGAUGCAAAAGAAUGAUCUUGUGGAACGUUUGUCAUCAUUACCCAACUCUGAAACUACAGUCUCCAGUGAUGUUCCACCUCCAUCUCCACCCCCGCCCUCCAGAAGGGUUCAGCCUACGUCUCAGACCCAUAGAGUGGUCUCGCCUCCACUCCUGUCUUCCAGAGGGGAGAGGCCUUCGUUUCUGGCCUCCAGGAAGGUUCGGACUUCACUUACACCCACCCCUAGGGUUUUGCUUCAACCACCGCCCUCCAGAAAGGUUCGGUCUUUGUCUCCAGGUUCCAUAGGGAUUCAGUCUUCGUCUCCAGGCUCCAUAGGGGUUCAGUCUUCGUCUCCAGGCUCCAUAGGGGUUCAGUCUUCGUCUCCUGCCUGCAGAAAGAUCGUAGGAGAGCAAAAGACGCUUCAAGAAAUCCUCUUGGAGUGUUUGGAGGAUUUAAAAUCUGAAGAGUUCAAAAGAUUCAAGUGGUACCUGUGUCAGCGGAACGUCCUGGAACCCUUUAAAGCAAUUCCAAAGGGUCGACUGGAGAAUGCAGAUGUAACAGACACAGUGGAUCAAAUAGUAAACAACUACUGUAUAAACACUAUUGAAGUGACCAGAAAGAUUUUCAGGAAGAUCAGUCAGAAUGAACUGGUGAAACGUCUGCCAUAUGCCAACUUCAAAACAGCAGAGAUUCUUGUUGAGUACCAGAUCAAAUUCAAGUCUAAUCUGAUGAUGAGGUUCGAGUGUCUGUUUGAGGGGAUUGCUAAAGCAGGAGAAUCAGCCAUUCUGAAUGAGAUCUACACAGAUGUCUACAUCACAGCAGGAGGGACUGCAGGGGUCAAUGACGAACAUGAAGUCAGACAGAUUGAAACAGCAUCCAGAAAAUCAGAUGGAACAGAAAGAACAAUCAGACAAGAAGACAUCUUUAAAGCCUCAUGUGUAAAAGAUAAAAAAAUCAGAACAGUGAUGACGAGGGGAGUGGCUGGCAUUGGGAAAACAGUCUUGACACAAAAGUUCACUCUGGACUGGGCUGAAAACAAAGAAAACCAGGACAUACAGUUCACAUUCCCAUUCACCUUCAGAGAGCUGAAUGUGGUGAAAGACAAAAAGUUCAGCUUGGUGGGACUUGUUCAUCACUUCUUUACUGAAAUCAAAGAAGCAGGAAUCUACAGGCUUGAAGAGUUCCAGGUUGUGUUCAUCCUUGAUGGUCUGGAUGAGUGUCGACUGCCUCUGGACUUCUGCAACAAUGAGAUCCUGACUGAUAUUACAGAGACCACUUCAUUGGACGUGCUGCUGACAAACCUUAUCAAGGGGAAACUGCUUCCCUCUGCUCGUCUCUGGAUAACCACCCGACCUGCAGCAGCCAAUCUCAUCCCUCCUGAUUGUGUCAGCGUGGUGACAGAGGUCAGAGGAUUCACUGACCCACAAAAGGAGGAGUACUUCAGGAAGAGAAUCAAAGAUGAGGAGCAGGCCAAAACAAUCAUUUCGCACAUCAAGACAUCUCGAAGCCUCCACAUUAUGUGCCACAUCCCAGUCUUCUGCUUGAUCACUGCUAAAGUUCUGGAGGAAAUGUUGAAAAGCAAAAAAAGAGAAGCACUGCCCAGAACCCUGACUCAGAUGUACAUCCACUUCCUGGUGGUUCAGUCCAAGCUGAAGAAUGUCAAGUAUGAUGGAGGAGAUGAGACCGAUCAGCCCUGGAGUCCAGAGAGCAAGGAGAUGAUUGAGUCUCUGGGAAAACUGGCUUUUGAGCAGCUGCAGAAAGGCAACCUGAUCUUCUACGAAUCAGACCUGAAAGAGUGUGGCAUCGAUAUCAAAGUGGCCUCAUUGUACUCAGGAGUGUUCACACAGGUCUUUAAAGAGGAGAGUGGGCUGUACCAGGACAAGGUCUUCUGCUUCGUCCAUCUGAGCCUUCAGGAGUUUUUGGCUGCUCUUCAUGUCCAUCUGACAUUCAUCAAGUCUGGAGUCAAUCUGCUGAAAACUUCCUGGUGGCCUGACAUGUUGCUCAAAGACAAAUCAACAAGUCUUUACCAGAGUGCUGUGGACACGGCCUUAAAAAGUAAAAAUGGACACCUGGACUUGUUCCUCCGCUUCCUCCUGGGUCUUUCACUGCAGACCAAUCAGACUCUCCUACGAGGCCUGAUAACACAGACAGGAAGUAGCUCAAAGACCAAUCAGGAAACAAUCAAGUACAUCAAGGAGAGGAUCGGUGAAAAUCUGUCUGCAGAGAAAAGCAUCAAUCUGUUCCACUGUCUGAGUGAACUGAAUGAUCGUUCUCUUGUGAAUGAGAUUCAAUGGUUCCUGAAAUCAGGAAGUCUCUCCCCAGACAAACUGUCUCCUGCUCAGUGGUCAGCUCUUGCCUUCAUUUUACUGUCAUCAGAAAAAGAUCUGGAUGUGUUUGACCUGAAGAAAUACUCUGCUUCAGAAGACGCUCUUCUGAGACUGCUGCCAGUGGUCAAAGCUUCAAAAAAAGCACAGCUGAGUGUCUGUAACCUCUCGGAGAGAAGCUGUGAAGUUCUGUCCUCAGUUCUCAGCUCCCAGUCCUCCAGUCUGAAAGAGCUGGACCUGAGUAACAACAACCUGCAGGAUUCAGGAGUGAAGCAUCUGUUUGUUGGACUGGAGAGUCCACACUGCACACUGGAAACUCUCAAUCUGUCAGGUUGUCAGAUCACAGAAGAAGGCUGUGCUUCUCUGGCCUCAGCUCUGAGUUCCAACCCCUCCUAUCUGAGAGAGCUGGAUCUCAGCUACAAUCAUCCAGGAGACUCAGCAGAGAAGCUACUGUCUGCUGGACUGGAGGACCCAGACUGGAAAUUGGAGACUCUUAGGAUGGAAAAUGGUGGAGAGCACAUGUUAAAACCUGGACUAAAGAAGUAUGCCUGUGAACUCACGCUGGAUACAAACACAGCACACAGAAAACUCAAACUGUCUGACAACAGGAAGGCGACACGUGUGAAAGAGUAUCAGUCAUAUCCUGAGCAUCCAGACAGAUUUGAAUUCUGUCCUCAGCUACUGUGUGCAGAUGGUCUGACUGGUCGCUGUUACUGGGAGGUCGAGUGGAGUGGAGAAGUUUAUGUAUCAGUGGCUUACAGAGGAAUUGGAAGGAAAGGAGACAGUAAAGACUGUAAGUUUGGAUGUAAUGAUCAGUCCUGGAGUCUGAAGUGCUCCAGAGGUCAUGGUUACUUUGUCCGGCACAAUGACAGGGAGACAUCUUCCUCCUCCUCCCCCUCCUCCUCCUCCUCCUCCUCCUCCUCCUCCUCUGUCUCCAACAGAGUAGCAGUGUAUGUGGACUAUCCUGGUGGUACUCUGUCUUUUUACAGAGUCUCUUUUGAUACACUGAUUCACCUCCACACCUUCAACACCACAUUCACUCAACCUCUGUAUCCUGGAUUUGCAGUCUCUCCUGAUUCUUCAGUGACUCUAUGUCCUCUGUUUGAGAGAGAGUCCACUCCUGUGUAG
Messenger RNA from Scomber japonicus (chub mackerel), 4086 nucleotides. RefSeq names its product NACHT, LRR and PYD domains-containing protein 3-like. NCBI's taxonomy places the organism in Eukaryota, Metazoa, Chordata, Actinopteri, Scombriformes, Scombridae. The record is from RefSeq and is a predicted model, not a curated record. Gene Ontology annotation, molecular function: protein binding. The coding region runs from base 1 to 4086 and encodes 1361 amino acids. The transcript is spliced from 10 exons.